AUUGCUUUGCGGCCGGCACGGAAAUUGCUUUCCUUUCGGCUUCCGCUCCUGGCCCAUGUGAGAAGCAGAGCUGCUGAGAUAUGAGUGCCGCUCGGGCCGCGGAGAGCCUUCUGGCUGUGAACCAACAUGAUGAAUUAGUGGAUUUGCCAGAAGACUACCCCUUGAGCACCAGUGAAGAUGAGGGUGAUGGUGAUGAAGAGAGAAAGCAUCAAAAGCUUCUGGAAGCAAUCAGUUCCCUUGAUGGAAAGAAUAGGCGGAAACUGGCUGAGAGGUCCGAGGCUAGCCUGAAGGUGUCUGAGUUCAGUGUCAGUGCCGAAGGAUCAGGAGAAAAGCUGGUCCUUUCAGAUCUGCUCCAGCCUGUUAAAACUUCCUCCUCAUUGGCUACCGUGAGAAAGCAGCUGAAGAGAGUCAAGGCAAAGAAGACUGUGGAGGUACCCCUUAACAAAGAAGAGGUUGAACGGAUCCACAGAGAAGUAGCCUUCAAUAAAACCACACAAGUCCUCUCCAAGUGGGAUCCUAUCGUUGAGAAGAACAGGCAAGCAGAGCAGCUGGUUUUUCCCUUGGAGAAGAAGCAGUCAGUCUAUGCUCCCAUCGAACAUGUGCUCAGCGGCUGGAAGGCAAAAACCCCCCUGGAGCAGGAAAUUUUCAACCUCCUCAAUAAGAACAAGCAGCCAGUGACAGACCCUUUACUGACUCCUAUGGAAAAGGCCUCCCUGAAAGCCAUGAGCCUGGAAGAGGCCAAGAUGCGCCGAGCGGAGCUUCAGAGGGCCCGGGCUCUGCAGUCCUACUAUGAGGCUAGGGCUCGAAGAGAGAAGAAAAUCAAAAGCAAAAAGUAUCACAAAGUUGUGAAGAAAGGAAAGGCCAAGAAAGCCCUGAAAGAGUUUGAGCAGCUGCGGAAGAUGAAUCCAGCUGCGGCAUUGGAAGAACUGGAAAAAAUUGAAAAGGCCAGCAUGAUGGAACGAAUGAGCCUUAAGCACCAGAACAGUGGGAAAUGGGCCAAGUCAAAGGCAAUUAUGGCCAAAUAUGACCUGGAGGUAAGAGAAUUAAAAAUGGAACAAUUGGCCAAGAACAAAGAACUGACGCAGAAACUCCAGGUAGCCUCGGAGAGUGAGGGCGAGGAAGGAGGCCCGGAAGAGGAAGAACUCCUUGUCCCCGAUGUAGUGAACGAAGUGCAAAUGAAUGGCGAUGGGCCGAAUCCCUGGAUGCUCAGGAGCUGCACCAGUGAUACAAAAGAGGCAGAAUUCCACGAGGACCCCGAACAACUACCAGAGCCUGUGGCCAGCGAGGCUUCUGAAAGUGAGGGAGAUGAAAGGCCAGUGGCAGAGGAAGAAAUGUUGUUGAAAGAAUUUGAGGAGAGGCGAUCCCUUAGAAAACAGUCUGAGCUCCACCAGGACGCAGAGCUGGUGGGCAGUCAAGAAACAAAAGAUUCUAGCAGCCAGGAGGUGCUAUCUGAAUUGAAGUCACUGUCUAAGAAACUCAACGAGCAAAAACAUAUGGUCAGGAAGCCAAAAGUGAGUUCAGCAGAGACCAUUCUCCAGCUCCAGAAAGAGGCACCUGGCCCAGAAGAAGAGGAGCCCCUGUUGCUGCAGAGGCCAGAGAGAGCACAGACGGUGGAAGAGCUAGAAGAGCUGGGCAAGGAAGGAUGUUCUCUGGAUAAGGAGCUCCCCAGACCUGUGUCAGGAGUGCAGCGGUCAGAGGGGACCCUGAAGAAUCAGCCCAAUGCCCCUAAGAAGAAAAAGGAACACAUGAUUGAUCUACAGAACCUCCUCACCACAAAAUCUCCUUCUGUGAAGUCUUUGGCAAUUCCCACAACAAUAGAGGAGUCGGAAGAUGAAGAGGAGAGAAACCAAAAGCAGAUGAUAAAGGAAGCUUUUGCUGGAGAUGAUGUCCUCAGAGACUUCUUGAAAGAAAAGAGGGAAGCUGUGGAAGCGAGUAAGCCAAAGGACGCCAGGGACCGGGACCUGACGCUGCCUGGCUGGGGCGAGUGGGGUGGCGUGGGCCUGAAGCCCAGUGCCAGGAAAAGACGCCGGUUUCUCAUUAAAGCCCCUGAGGGUCCUCCACGAAAAGACAGGAACCUGCCCAAUGUGAUUAUCAAUGAGAAGCGCAAUAUCCACGCAGCAGCUCAUCAGGUGCGAGUGCUUCCGUAUCCAUUCACCCACCAUCAGCAAUUCGAAAGGACCAUGCAGACCCCUAUAGGAACCACAUGGAACACCCAGAGAGCCUUCCAAAAGCUGACUACUCCCAAGGUUGUCACCAAGCCAGGCCAUAUCAUUAAGCCCAUAAAAGCAGAGGAUGUGGGCUACCGGUCUUCCUCAAGGUCGGACCUCUCUAUCGUACAGAGGAUGCCAAAACAGCUCUCCCUGCGUCACAAAAAACAGCUGAAGAAAAACUCCAUAGAAUAAGUUGCUGGAGGAGUGACGUCUGGAUGUCCAGGACUAGAGCGCUCAGUGCGCCCUCUUUGGCCUACUCUUACGCUGUGCCACAGGAUCAAUUUUCAAACCAGCUGAGCACGCUGUAGGGUAUGCCACAUUUUAACAAUAAAGGAAUUUUUUAAUCUA
Messenger RNA from Tupaia belangeri chinensis (Chinese tree shrew), 2558 nucleotides. It is a transcript of the gene UTP14A, whose product is annotated as UTP14A small subunit processome component. Gene Ontology annotation, cellular component: nucleolus; small-subunit processome. Gene Ontology annotation, biological process: rRNA processing. NCBI's taxonomy places the organism in Eukaryota, Metazoa, Chordata, Mammalia, Scandentia, Tupaiidae. The record is from RefSeq and is a predicted model, not a curated record.